Camarhynchus parvulus is the source of this 1640-nucleotide messenger RNA. It is a transcript of the gene CYSRT1, whose product is annotated as cysteine rich tail 1. Bases 127 to 510 code for a protein of 127 amino acids. The record is from RefSeq and is a predicted model, not a curated record. The transcript has 2 exons. Lineage: Eukaryota; Metazoa; Chordata; Aves; Passeriformes; Thraupidae.
UCGCUCGGGGCGGCGCCGCUCGGAGCGGUCCGUGCAGGAGGAAGCGCAGCCGGGGCAGAGCGGCCCCGCAGCGGCCGGAGCCGCGCUCGGGGUGGGCAGUGCCACGUGUCUGACAAGGGCAGGGACAUGGAUCGGGGAGUCACCGUGCAGAACCCCUACGCCAGCGUCAACAUCCCGCGGGAGCAGUUCCAGCAGAGCUUCAUCACUCGCUACCUGAGAGACGAGCCCACCGUCAUCGCCAACCCCGCGGCCGUGCCCUCCUACGGCACCGGGGGGCACACAGAUCUUGCCAAUGGCUGCAACAGCCCUGCCAUCUCCACAGACAAGUCCUGGUCCCGUCCCUACAACCCCUAUGCCAGCCUGAGGAUGCCCAAUGGGGACUCGUCUGCCUCCUUCUACACCGUGACCCUGGAGAAGCCACCCAAGGGCCAGGAGCAGGGGGCUGGCAGUCGAUGUGGCUGCUGCAGGUGCUGCUCCUGCUGCCCAAAGUGCUGCUGUGUCAUCUCCUAAGGGCCCUCCCUGCACACACGGGAUGUGUGACCAUGGGAUGGGGCCAGGUGACCCCACAGGGACAUGACUGCUGGCCUGGGCACCCCUGGCAGAGCUGGCACUGGCUGGACUGAGGUUGCUUUUUACUUGUGAACUUUGUAGCCAGAUGUGCUGGUGAUGGGUACCUGCCAGGUGGGCCAUAAGGACAAUGUGUGCCAGGACAGGUGUCACCAAGAAGUGACUGCACUGGAGAAGGGGCAGCACUGAGUCUGUGAUCCUGCACUGAGCCCCUGCCAGUGCCCCUGUGCUGGGAACUCCACCCUGGCAAGGGGCAGGCAGUGCCCACCUGCUCGAGGCUGGGUUUGGAUGCUGGCAGCCCUGCGUGCAUGGCAGAGGAGGACAUCAUCAUCACAGUCCUGGAGCAGUGGAGAGGAGCCAGGGACAAGCCUCCAGCUGGCACAGGGACCCACCUGCCCAGAAGUGAGUGUCCCCCCUCCCACAGCAUCACAGGGGUGCUGCUGGCCCCCUGCACCAAACUCCAUCUGGAUCCUGCUCCUCCUCACCACACUGCUCAUGGGGCAGAGCAAUGGAAACGGGAAAGACAGACAGCCAAAGCAUGGCAGAGUGCUGGGCCACGCUCCAGGGCAGCACCUGAUGGCACAGCAUGGAUGUGGGCAUUAACAUCCCGGUGCCAGGAAAGCCCCUGGCCCCAUUCUGUUCCUCCUGCCAGGCUUGUGGGGUGCUGGGCACAACCUCUUGUCCCAUCUGCAUCCCAGAGAUGGGUCCAGCACAGAGGGCUGGCCCAGCUCCAGCAGUGGGGCAGCACUCGGGCACCUUGCUGGGGAGGCAGAGGCCCGGCAUUGGCCUUUUGCAGCUCCCAGGGCUUGGAGGAAGGGGGGAGGAGCCGCUGGCUCUUCCCCGUGUGCUGGAGCUCCUCCAGGCUGGGCUUUGGGCUGGGGCUGCUGCCAUCGACCUGGAACAAGCCCGCUCUUGUGCUGAUGUCCCGCCGUGCUGCUGACGUCCCUCCCUGGUGCUGGCAGCCCUCCCUGGUGCUGGUGUCCCAGCACAGCUGCUCUGCUCCCUGGCUGCUGCAGGACUGCCUGCUCUGUGGGACCAGGGCUUGGGAGGAGUGCCUGUGUUUGCAGAUGACU